Molecule: messenger RNA, 806 nt
Organism: Cuscuta epithymum
Lineage: Eukaryota; Viridiplantae; Streptophyta; Magnoliopsida; Solanales; Convolvulaceae
Source: the annotation of a GenBank genome assembly
CGAGUAGCAAGAACACAUAUUAAAUUGCAUUGUUCAAAGUGCAAGAAGGCAGGCCACAAUGCAAGGAGAUGUCCGGACGAUCCUAACAUCAAGGAGAAGCUGAUGCAACCUAGGAAAAGAAACAGGAAAUCUAAGAGCAGACAGAGUGUUGGACUGCAUGAUAGAGAUGAGGGAGUAUCUAUACAGGAAGAGCUUGUUGAUGAGUCCAACCUUGUUGACAUUACCAUGAUGUGUGCCGAGGAAGCUAUUUUUGGAAGUGAGGUUCCUAUUAUUGUGAGUGUGGAGGACACUAAUAUGUUUACACAAGACACACAACUCACUCAGGUCUCAGAAGAGAGGACAGAAGAAACCAAAGAAGAGAGCAAAGAAAAGAGGGCAGAUGAGGGGAAAGAAGACAGCAAUGAAGAGAGCAAAGGAGAGAGUGAAGAACAGAGCAAGGAGGUAUCAGAAGAGGAGACUGUUGGGACUUACCAGAGGACAAAGCAGGGUGUUAGGAUAUGCUAUGGACCACCCCCUAGUCAAAAGAAGGGCAGUACAAGUGUUCCUAAAUCUUCUCAGGUUAAUCCGAGACCUAAACUCACCAUUCAAAGGGGACCAAGCUAUGCUACUAGAUCCAAAACAACAUUCAAAUCAGUCUUCUUUGGAAAUGAUGAUGAACCCAUUGAUAUAGAGUAGUGGUUGGAGUCAAAUGUUUAUGAAUGAUGGUACUUUGAUGAUGUAAUUGUAUGGACUACCUUUUUUGCCUUUAUGGGUGUGACUGUCACGUGUAACAAAACUCAAGAUUGUUAAGUUAUUAUGUAUUGUUU